AUGACAGAAUCUAUCGUGGUGCUUGUGGUGCUUGUGGUGCUCGUUUUGGAGGCGCCCGGGAGCACGAUAAGCCCCCAAAUCGGCGACAUAUCUUCUCUGAUCUAUGUGCUUGAUCUGUCAACAUCUCCACCAGCUUGUCUUGGUCCGUGGUUCGCCUGCCGGGGUGGAGUGGGGGCUGCACGCUAUUUCCCACAUACGCGGCGGAUGGGUUCUCCCCGCUGCUGGCCCUCCGAGGACGUCGGCACCACCAGUCCGUGCGGGUCGAGCUUGGCCCCGGUCUCGGGCAGCUCGCCUGCCGACAGCGCGGUAGAUGGGUCUGAGCGAUACUUUGGUGCCCUCGCGAAGUACGAGGCUUGGAUCAGAAUAUCUCAAUUCCGACCAUUGGGACAAUUCGGAUACCCAAUUAGUUUGGUAAUUAAACAUGCUAGGGAGAUGUUUGCUCUGGAGAUGGCUCCAGCAUAUUGGUAA
Molecule: messenger RNA, 468 nt
Organism: Aspergillus niger
Lineage: Eukaryota; Fungi; Ascomycota; Eurotiomycetes; Eurotiales; Aspergillaceae
Exons: 2
Coding region: 1-468 (155 amino acids)
Source: RefSeq, a predicted model, not a curated record